This is a messenger RNA of Rhodotorula graminis WP1, 462 nucleotides long. RefSeq lists its product as uncharacterized. The annotation marks the transcript as partial. Gene Ontology annotation, biological process: positive regulation of mRNA splicing, via spliceosome. Gene Ontology annotation, cellular component: spliceosomal complex. Gene Ontology annotation, molecular function: RNA binding. The transcript has a single exon. The record is from RefSeq and is a predicted model, not a curated record. NCBI's taxonomy places the organism in Eukaryota, Fungi, Basidiomycota, Microbotryomycetes, Sporidiobolales, Sporidiobolaceae.
CUCUCGAUCCGCACCCAGGAGCGCGACCUGUACAACGAGUUCUCGCGCUCGGGCCAGUGCGAGAAGGCCGUCAUCGUCGUCGACCAGCGCACCGGUCGCUCGCGCGGCUUUGGCUUCGUCACCAUGGCCUCGGUCGACGACGCUCAGCGCGGCAUCGACGACAUGAACGGCGUCGACCUGCACGGCCGCCGCAUCCGCGUCGACUUUUCCGCCACCAAGCGCCCGCACGAGCCUACCCCCGGCGAGUACCGCGGCCCGAGGCGCGACGACGACCUGUACCGCGGCCCGCCCAUGGGCGGCGACCGCUGGGCCGGCGCCGGUGGCCCUCCUCCUCCUCGCGGCGGGCCCUACGGUGGCGGCGGCUACGGCGGCGGCGGCGGCUACGGUGGCGGGUACGGCGGCGGCGUAGGAGGGUACGGCGGCGGAGGGUACGGCGGCGGCGGAGGGUACGGCGGCGGCGGG